AUGGCUGGCUAUAGCGAAUACAUGCCAUUCAUGGCCAUGGUUUUGGUCCAAGCGAGCUAUGCAGGAAUGAACAUUAUUUCAAAGCUUGCUAUUGAAUCUGACAUGGACCCUCUUGUUCUUGUUGCUUAUCGUCAAGUUUUCGCCACCGCUGUCAUUGCUCCCUUUGCUUAUUUGAUGGAAUGGAAAACAAGACCGAAGAUCACGUUGCCUAUUCUCUUCCAGACGUUUCUGUGCUCAUUAACUGGGGCCACUGCAAAUCAGGUUUUUUAUUUUCUCGGUUUAAAGACUUCGACCGCAACGAUUGCAUGCGCAUUGCAAAACACACUUCCGGCCAUGACAUUUAUCCUUGCAGUCAUUUUCAGACAAGAAUCUGCAAAGCUCAAGAGCAAAGCAGGGCUAUCUAAGGCGAUGGGAACAAUUGUGUGUGUAUCUGGAGCUAUGUUACUUUCAUUUUACCAUGGACACAUCAUUGGUCUAGGUGACUCCAAAAUUCACUGGACUUAUGCUCAGAGAAUGGGAGAAGCAAGUUCCAGCACCAAAUCAAGCUCCUUUAUUGGCCCCCUUUUUGUCAUCUUAAGCACCUUAGGUUGGGCAUUCUGGUUCAUAAUCCAAGCUAGAGUAGGGGAAAGCUUUCCAGCUCCUUAUACAAGCACCACACUGAUGUGUUUGAUGGCCAGCUUUGAGUGUGGGAUCAUUGCUGUAAUUGCUGAUCACAAAGCGGCUUCAUGGUCUCUAAAAGAUCCCAUUAGGCUUGUUGCAUCCCUCUUUGCUGGAAUUAUGGGUUCUGCACUAGCAUUCUUCCUCUCUUCAUGGAGUAUUCAGCUAAAAGGCCCUCUUUACGUGUCCGUGUUUAGUCCCUUGCUCCUCAUCAUUGUUGCCAUUGCAAGCUGGGCUUUGCUCGAUGAGAAAUUAUACGUUGGAACUGCUGUAGGGUCAGUUUUGAUUGUUGCCGGGCUCUAUCUUGUUCUGUGGGGGAAGAAUAAGGAGACGAAGGAUGAGAAAGAGGAGAUCGAUCGAUCAAGACAAACAGAUCACAACAGCAGAUCCCAAAGUUCACAAUCUGUUACAUUGAAUAUCUAUGCUACCAUUUCAUUUCCAUCUAGAAGUCCGUCCAUGAUGAGUCCUCUCAGCAUAAUAUAUAUAAAACGUUGAUCAUCAAUCCAUGCAUGCAUUUGGAAGUUUCUGUAAUCAACAUUAAUAAACCCUAAUUUCAUGUCAUGUCAAUCAUAAUUUAUGUUUUGAUUGAACUAUAUAUUAAGCAGUAGUUCUAUAUUUCUAAUA
Pyrus x bretschneideri (Chinese white pear) is the source of this 1281-nucleotide messenger RNA. Its product is annotated as WAT1-related protein At1g09380. Gene Ontology annotation, cellular component: plasma membrane. Bases 1 to 1152 code for a protein of 383 amino acids. The record is from RefSeq and is a predicted model, not a curated record. NCBI's taxonomy places the organism in Eukaryota, Viridiplantae, Streptophyta, Magnoliopsida, Rosales, Rosaceae. Gene Ontology annotation, molecular function: transmembrane transporter activity. The transcript is spliced from 8 exons.